AUGAAGUUAUUCAAAUUGCUAUGGAUAGCUUUGACACCAGUUUUGGUUUCAUGUCAUGUUCAUCGAGUGACAUCUUUAGACCUUUUCUACGAUACUGUAAACAAUGACGCUUUUACGGUGGUCAAGUACUACACCACUUGGUGUUCGCACUGCAAGAAACUUGGUCCUGUUUUUGACACCUUGAGCGAGUCCUUCAGAGAAUCCAACGCGAAUGUCACAUUUCUAGAGGUAAACUGCGAGAUUUUCGCUUCCACAUUGUGUCGAAGACUUCCAGGAUACCCCAUGGUUGAGGUGAUCAAACCGUUAAGAAAAGUAAAGGGCAAUACAACGAUCGAGCAGUCUCCAGCUAGCCAGCCUUCUUGGUGGUCGAGGCUUGUAACUAAGAUACGAAUGGGCGGCUACGACCCUGCUUGGACUUUGGAUUUGGAUAGAGUGGUCGAAUUCAAUGGCAGUCGCGAUCUGCCAAUAUUAGCCAACUUCAUUGACAAAGUUAUUGACAGCACACAAAAGGAUGCAGAGGUUGAAAAUAUAUUGUAUGGUGGCGAUAGCGAUAGCGAUCAAUACGUUUCGAUAAGGAGAUACCUAACUGAAGUCAAGGACAUUGGUAAAGAGAUUCGCAAACUAGAAAACAUACUGAAGUACAACGCAGACGAGGAGCUCGAAUCCAUCCGAUUGAAGCUUCGUCUGCUACGCGUUUUGGCCGUAGAAGGUACUGAAAUGGAUAAAAACGGUUUGAAUCAUGACGAAUUGUAA
Lachancea dasiensis is the source of this 753-nucleotide messenger RNA. NCBI's taxonomy places the organism in Eukaryota, Fungi, Ascomycota, Saccharomycetes, Saccharomycetales, Saccharomycetaceae. The record is from the annotation of a GenBank genome assembly.